AUGGGUCAAACUUCAACAGAAGGUAGUCUUGAUGAGACAACAUUAGAGCGGCUUAUCGAGAUGAUUGACGAGAAUAACUGUUUGGCUAAGGGGAAAGGGAAAGAAUACGAUCUUCCGGGUACGAGUGAGGGGGCAGGUCUUAUCGUAGGGGAUAUGUCAUCAACAAUCGGAGAACGAGAUAUAGUGGUCCAAUUCCAAACUGACACUUUGCAGCAGCUACGUGAUGAUCACCCCUUAUACAUUAGCCUCCAAUACCCUCUUUUAUUUCCAUAUGGUGAGUAUGGUUUCCAUCCCGAGAUCCCACUACAUCUUGAGACAAGAACUUCCAGAACAAGGCAAUUCCUAACCAUACGCGAAUUCUACGCAGCUCAAAUUCAGACACGUCUUAACCAAGGAAUGACUUUAAUAAAGAGCGGUCGUCUACUCCAUCAAUAUAUAGUUGACAUUUAUACGGCAAUCGAGGAGGAUCAGUUAAGGUGGGUGAGGAACAACCAGGAUGUCCUGAGGGCAGAACUCUACAAUAAUGUCCUUGAUGCUGUUUCCAGAGGCGAUACCGAUGCCAAAAUUAUUGGUCAAAGGUUUAUACUUCCACCAAGUUUCACCGGUGGCCCUCAGUACUUAGUUGAGAAAUACCAUGACGCAAUGGCUAUUUGCAGAGAAUAUGGUAAUCCAGAUUUGUUUGUCACAAUUACUGCCAAUCCUAACUGGAGUGAGAUUAAAGAACAUCUUGCCAGAUAUGGUGGAGAAUCUCCUAAUGAUAGACCAGACAUUGAAUGUCGAGUCUUUAAAAUGAAGUUGGAUCAGCUGCUCAAGGAUUUCAAAAAAGGAACUUUCUUCAAACCAUAUACAGCAGCAGUUCACCGGAUAGAGUUUCAAAAAAGAGGUCUCCCCCAUGCACAUAUAUUAUUGUGGUUUGGAAACUCUUCCAGAACGCCAAGCGCGGAUGAAGUAGAUGCGAUCAUAUCAGCCGAGCUCCCAGACAAAGAAAAGGAUCCAGAGGCUUAUGCUUUAGUCACAAAACACGUGAUCCAUGGUCCAUGUGGUGUCAUGAAUCCGAAGUCACCAUGUAUGGAUAAAAAUGUGUGCUUGAAAAAGUUUCCUCGGCCGUAUAACGACAACACUUCGGUUGACAAGUCGGGAUAUAUAUUGUAUCGUCGGCGCCGGAACGAAAAUGCGACUGUGGUAAAGAAUGGAUCAACCUUGGACAACACUUUUGUCGUACCUCAUAACAUCGAUCUCCUGAAGAAGUACGAGGCUCAUAUUAAUGUUGAAUGGUGUAAUCGUACAAGUGCGGUCAAGUACUUAUUCAAAUACAUUACCAAGGGUGUUGACAGAGCAACAGCUGUCAUUGAGAAAGGAAAUACGGCCAGUACAUCUGACGCAACAGCCUCUGGCGGAUCGAAAGAGAGGGUCAUCAAACACCGAAAUGAGAUCCAAGAUUACAUAGAUGCUCGAUAUCUAUCAUCUUGUGAGUCUAUGGGGCGGACGUAUGCAUUCUACGUACACAAGAGAAAACCAUCAGUCAAGAAGCUUAUCAUUCACUUAGAAGGCGAACAUAAUAUAUCAGUUAAAGAAACUGAUAACCUCGGCCAUGUAAUCCGCAAGCCAGAAUAUUUCGUAUGGAACAAUAACACUAAAGUCUGGUCUGAGCGUAAGAGAGGCAGAGCCAUAGGAAGAAUUGUAGCAGUUUAUCCAUCAGCAGGUGAUCGUUACUAUCUAAGGAUCCUCAUAAAUAAGAUAAAGAGUCCUAGAAGCUACGACGAGCUCAAAACAUACAACGAUGUGAAAUAUCCUGACUUCAAAUCAGUUUGCUACGCACGCGGAUAUUUGGACAACGAUGUCGAGUGGCUCGAGAGUAUGUCAGAGGGUGCUUUAUGGGCUACCCCAUACCAGCUCCGCGAAAUGUUUGUCACGUUUCUUAAUAGUUGUUUCGUUUCGAGCCCUAAAAACCUAUGGGAAAACUCGUGGAGAUCGAUGAGUGAGGACAUACUCUACAAGAGGCAGAGAAUCUUAAAUCAUGCAAAUCUGGAGCUGGAUGAUGAUACUCUUGAGCAAUACACAUUAAUUGAGGUGGAAAAGUUGAUGCGCCUGCAUGAGCACUCACUAGGUGAUAUUAAAGAGAUGCCAAAGAUCAAACCUGUUUUGCUAAGAGAACUGGGAAACAGUUUGUGGUACCAAGAACUGGAUUACGAUGUUGCUGAGGAAACUCUAAGACAUGACAUGCAAUUCAACAAACUUAAUCCUGAUCAACGUGCGAUUUACGAAGCGGUCUUAGACUCUGAUAAUAAAAAGGAUGGAAAGCUAUUCUUUAUAGUUUUGCCAGUUGCCUCUUCAGGAAUAGCCAAACUAUUGUUACCUAACGGUAGAACCGCGCAUUCACGCUUCAAUAUCCCUUUAAAGCUCAGUGAAGAUAAGCUCUGCAACAUCAAACCUGGAACAAUGCUGGCUGAGCUAAUCGAGAAAACAGAUCCUAUAAUUUGGGACGAAGCACCUAUGACGCAUAAGCAUCCUUUUGAGGCACUGGACAAGACGUUGAGAGACAUAAUGUCAAAAAGAAACCCUUCUACAAAGGAGCAGACUUUUGGCGGUAAGACAGUUUUGUUAGAGGGUGAUUUCAGACAGAUUCUACCUGUGGUUCCACAAGGCAACAGAGCUGAUACUGUCUUGGCAUCGAUAAGUUACUCAUACCUAUGGGGUAGCUGUCACAAAUUCUCUUUAAAAAUAAAUAUGCGAGUCAAUCAGGACGAAAAGGAGUUCUCCGAUUGGCUUCUGCAGGUCGGGGAAGGUCAUCCACACCUAGAAUCGGGGUAUGAGUGUGACAACCACCAUGAACAGAUGACAGCAGUUGAUAAAUCGUUGAUUCGUGUGAGUGGUGAUGAUUCACUAAAAGAAGUUGUGGAUGCCGCAUAUGGAGACAUCAGCAAGAUGACUAAUCCGCAGACAUCCUACACUGAUAAGGCUAUACUCACACCCCGUAAUGAAACCGUCGAUGAAAUUAACGCCUAUACCAUCUCGCAAACCGACGGGGAUUACCCUCGCACAAACUCACUCUGA
Brassica napus (rape) is the source of this 3054-nucleotide messenger RNA. RefSeq lists its product as uncharacterized. Gene Ontology annotation, biological process: DNA repair; telomere maintenance. NCBI's taxonomy places the organism in Eukaryota, Viridiplantae, Streptophyta, Magnoliopsida, Brassicales, Brassicaceae. The record is from RefSeq and is a predicted model, not a curated record. Gene Ontology annotation, molecular function: DNA helicase activity. The coding region runs from base 1 to 3054 and encodes 1017 amino acids. The transcript is spliced from 5 exons.